AUGAGACGAUCCAUAUUCCUAGCCGUUUCCUUAUUUAUAGUUGUUGGAUAUUGUCAAGAAAAAGCUGAAGUCGAUAUCCGAGUAUCUGGAGCAUGCUCACCAAGUUAGUAACGUUUUCAGAAAAAUUAGAGUUUGGUUGGGUAACAUUGGUUUUUCAAAUUUUUUUUUUGAAACAUGGUAUUUCAACCUGCAAAAGGCUCUAAUAUAGGAUUUUUUUCAGCGAGUGAAUCGGUUCCAAGUAAAUUAGAAACACAUAAAAAAUUAUUUAUGCUAGAAGUCUGACAUAACCGGUUAACAUAACAAUCUAUUUUCACCUGAAAUUGUGUUCAAAAAAAAUACAGAACAUUCUCUGAAACUGCACGUAAAACUUCAACGUAGGAUUAUUCUGUGCAUUUUUUUCAGAAUUUUGUUUAAAUGUUUCAAAUUGAGAAGUUCCACUAAACUUUAAAAAUUAUAAAAUCACGAUUCCAUCUUUAUCGUUCUCACAUCAUUCACCAUUCACAAAACAUCAUUUGACAAGACACCCAAAUCCAAAUCCAGUUUGUUUUUCUCAAUCAACCAAAAAACACAGAUAUGAUCAGUUUCAACAGGUGACGGUUCUGCUAACUUUAAAAUUCCAGUUUUUUUUCAAAAUAUCAUAUCUCACAUUCAGAAAAAAAAACAAUUUUCAGUAUAUCUAUCAAGAAAAGGGAUCGACAUUAACAAAUAUCGACCAAGCAUUCGAUUCAAUCCAGAUAAGAUUCAAUUGAUUCCAAAGAACCCAGUGAUUCCAGGAUGUAUCAAAAUCAAGGCCGAAGGUAGAGCUAGAAAAUGUUUGGGGCCAAAAAAUAUUAAACUUUUUCAGGUGUCGAGAUCACAAGACCUACAAAAAAUUUGAUUGCUGAAGUUGAGAUGAGAAUUGGUGGAACUCCAGAUCCAAACAAUCCAGCUUUGCCAUGUUCGAAAAAAAUCGAUGAGAAAGUCAAUCAAUGUCCGUGCGCUAAACUUGAAGGAUCAUGGUAGGCCUAUUUUUUUUUAACUUUAUUUUUGAUUCGAGUUUCAUGAAAUAAUUCUUCCAGUGUAUUUUGCGACUUCUGCAAGCAAUUAAAGGCACAGACUGCAAAGAUCACGGCAAGCAAGUCAUCCAGAAACGAACACAAAUCAAUUGACGAUGAUUGCAAGUCAGUUUUUUCCGGGUUUUUUUUUCGACAAAUUUUUUGUUUCACUUUCCUUUUAACCGGAUUUUUUGAGAGCAAAAUAAUUUUUGUUCGAAAUUUAUGAGAGAGUGUACUUUUUUGGGAAUAGAGAGUUAAAGUGAAAGUUUUGGGCAAUAGAUGAGAGAAAACAAGGUCAACUUGAAAGUGAUAAUAAUCAAAAUCGGGGAGAGCGGGAAGAUGAUGCGAGAUUUGAUAGUAGGGAGAAAUAAUAAUAAUAUUGAUGGAUUUUUGUGUUUUGGAAUUUUUCGGGAAGAGGAAGAAUUUAAAAAUAGUUCACAAAUCUGAAAAACUAAUAUUUCUUUCUCGAAAUUGAGAAACGUUUUCAGAAGAAAAAUUGAGAUUUUUGAAGUGUAGAAUCUUAUAAUAAUCAGUCUGAUUAUUGUUCGAUUUUUGGAGUUUGGAUAAUGUCGGUUUGAUUUCUAGUGAUAUCGGACUACGUUAAUAAAUUUUUAUCAAAUUUUUCUCUGUUAAUAAAUUUUUAUUAAAAGCUAUAACCAGAAAAAAUGAAUAUUUUUUCAACUAAAAUCUUAACCGAAUCCUAAUAUUUUCCAGAUGCGAUGAAAUGCCACCAGGUCUUUACGAUAUUGAAACUGAGAUGUGUACUCCAGAAAUCGACGAUGUCAAAGACUACAUUCCUCCAGAAAUCCAAAACAAUAUUUUGGAAAAAAGACCGGUAAAAACUUUUCUCUAACUAUAGUAAAUACCUUUCAAUGUUCUUUUAGAUCUCAAUGUUCAUCACGGUAUAUUUAAUGGAUAUGGAACCUCGUUCAUCAAAAGAAUCAUAUCUAUCAGCUUUUGGAAAAGCUAUCCUUCAAAGGAGGUAAUUUUCCCGUUCACACCCAGUUUCUUUUUGAAAAAAAACCUGUUUUUUUCUAGGAUGGCACAAAGUACGGUUGCUUGUUUCUUGCUGGGAAUUGAUGUUAAACUGGCUCUUCCACAAUUCGAGUAA
Molecule: messenger RNA, 2145 nt
Organism: Caenorhabditis angaria
Lineage: Eukaryota; Metazoa; Nematoda; Chromadorea; Rhabditida; Rhabditidae
Source: the annotation of a GenBank genome assembly